This is a messenger RNA of Vicia faba (fava bean), 465 nucleotides long. The record is from the annotation of a GenBank genome assembly. Lineage: Eukaryota; Viridiplantae; Streptophyta; Magnoliopsida; Fabales; Fabaceae.
AUGGCGGACGUUGAAGUCGAUGCAGCAGCCGCCGCGGCCGGGAUUCCAAAGAAGAGAACGUUUAAGAAGUUCAGUUUCAGAGGCGUUGAUUUGGAUGCACUUCUCGACAUGUCCACUGAUGAGCUCGUCAAGCUCUUCAGUGCUCGUGCUCGUAGAAGGUUCCAGAGAGGUCUCACCAGAAAGCCCAUGGCUCUCAUCAAAAAGCUUCGCAAAGCGAAAAGGGAGGCACCACAGGGUGAGAAGCCAGAACCUGUUAGGACUCAUCUUCGUAACAUGAUUAUUGUACCCGAGAUGAUCGGAAGCAUUAUUGGAGUGUACAAUGGGAAGACAUUUAACCAGGUUGAGAUCAAACCUGAGAUGAUUGGGCAUUACCUUGCCGAGUUCUCUAUUUCAUACAAGCCUGUUAAGCACGGUAGACCUGGUAUUGGUGCUACUCACUCUUCCCGGUUCAUUCCUCUCAAGUGA